Molecule: messenger RNA, 1369 nt
Organism: Amoebophrya sp. A120
Lineage: Eukaryota; Dinophyceae; Syndiniales; Amoebophryaceae
Source: the annotation of a GenBank genome assembly
AUGGCCGGCACCCCGGACACCGACGCGCCGCUGGUGGCGCAGGUCGAGUGCGGUGCCAACCACGUGCUGUUACUCUCCGAUGACGGGUUGAUCUACAGCUGGGGCAGUCAGGAGCAGAUCGGGCGGGGGAAUGCGGGGCUGAACGACUUCGACCCGAAGCCGGGGCUGAUCAACACCAUCCGCAAGGACGCCAAAAUGCUGCACUGCAUCCAGUAUCACCUGCAAAAGUGUCUGGGUCUGGAAGAGUGUGGACUUGUCAUGCAGGUUUUCCAUGACCCUUGAGGUCUGGAAUGCGGGACCUAGCAUGACAGAGUCUGUGAGUUCUCUCCCAUGCCUAUUCUGCAUGAGAAACUGCCUCUAAACUUGUUCAAAAGUGGGCCUCUUUUGGUAAUCAUGCAACACGGAUUUUUGCAUGAUUCGGAUUUAGCAUGAUUCGGAUUUAGCGAAAACCGACCGCUUUGACUGGGUGACUUGUUAGCUCUAGAAGAAGGCCGCUAUAUAAUUCAAAAACCAAAAAUUUGCAUGACAAAUUCAGGCUCAGCUCAGCCGGUGUAGAUAGUAUCCCCCCGCACUGCUAUGCCCCCAAAGCACAUCUUUCCGGACGCUGCAAGAUGAAGAGAUGUGGCGUGUGCCGCUGCUUACGGCUCGACACGUGAAGAAAAACGAAUCCGCGCGUUCUGGUGCGGUAUGUACCCCCACACCGGCUCCGCGGAUCCUCGCCGAUGAUUUUCGUUUGUGGCCGUUGCUUUUUUUCCCUUCGAGCUUGAUCUCGAUGUUCUGUCGACCACCGAUGUCGAACUUUUGCAGCACGCACGCACAAACGAGAUUCUCGAAAGCGGAGGGGGGGUGAUGGGACCCCAUUUGGUCGUCGCGGCGCGAAGCCGCAAAAUCCCUGGUCCACGUCUACCGCCAGAAGUAUUCCGACCGCGGGGCGCUCCUGAAAACUGAAAACUGCGUGCGAAUUGCCUAGCAAAAAAAAAUAAAAAAAUUUAGCAUGACAAGUUGCAUUCUUCCAGACCCAGACAUUUUUGCAUUUGAUAUCCAGAUCGCGUGCGGCACCGACCACAGUCUCGCGCUCACCGCGGACGGGCAGGUGUUCGCGUGGGGCAAGGGCAAGUCGGGUCAGCUCGGGGUCCCCUUGACGCACUUUGACAAGGCGCAGUUCGUGGUGCGGAACCCGGAGCUGCUCUCCCCGAGCUUCUUCGGCGGCGAGGCGGUCCAGCGGAUUGCGGCGAACGGGCGGAGCAGCUGCGCGACGACCGUGAGCGGGCGGCUGUUCGUCUGGGGGGAGGCGGCCGCGACCAUCUAUGGCUCCCGGAACGCGUUUGUGCCACAGGAGGUGGGCGGAGCAGCGAAUGCCGGUGCCGCG